GGAGGUGGAGGGUUCAGUUAAAACCCACCAGGGAAACCAUUCAGUUUCCUUCCUGGAUUACAGCUGUGAACAGACCCCAGACCUUCCUCUCUCUCUCUCCAUUCCUCUCUUCACGGAUCCUCUAACCCUCUCUCUGCAUUUCUCCACUCCUCUCUCUACACACUGGUCUCCUUGGUGAUCCCCGCUCCACUCCUCUCCUCCUCGUCCUCCUGUGUGGUAGGGGCGAUGUGCUCUACGGGUUUUGUGCGGUCGCUGGGCUUUGCCCUCCUGCCCCUGGCGGUGUGCUGUAUUGUGGCUAACGUUCUGCUGUUCUUCCCUGGAGGAACGACCCAAUACUUGCAAGAGGGGAAACUGUCCAGGCUGGUCUGGUUCAUGAUGGGCAUCGGAGGGGGAGGCGCAUUGAUGUUCCUGCCUGCUGGUGUGUUCAUCAGCCUCGGGAAAUGUACAGGCUGCUGUUGGAAUGAAAGCGUCAUGAUGUGUGGAUCAGUCACGGCAGCGUUAGUUGGGUUGGCCGGGUCGGGGUACUGUUUUGUCAUCUCUGCCAUGGCCAUGAUGGAGGGACCUCAGUGUGACACCGGUCUGGGAUGGUCCUAUCCCUUCGCCAACGAGGGAGGAAGGUACCUGUUUGAGCAGGAGACGUGGUCUAACUGUUCAUAUCCCGUCAGCAUUGUGGAGUGGAACGUGACUCUGCUGUCCAUCCUGCUGGGUCUCAGUGGGUUGGAGUUUAUCAUCUGUUUCCUACAGGUCAUCAACGGACUGGUGACAGCCGUCUGCAGACCCUGCUGCUACAAACAGGACUAUACCCUCAACGCCUGAACACACACACACACAAAUGUGACACACACACACACACACACAAAUGUGACACACACACACACACACAAAUGUGACACACACACACACACACACAAAUGUGACACACACACACACACACACAAAUGUGACACACACACACAAAUGUGACACACAAAUGUGACACACACACACAAAUGUGACACACAAAUGUGACACACACACACAAAUGUGACACACACACACACACACACACAAAUGUGACACACACACACACACACACACAAAUGUGACACACACACACACACACACAAAUGUGACACACACACACACAAAUGUGACACACACACACAAAUGUGACACACACACACAAAUGUGACACACACACACACACACAAAUGUGACACACACACACACACACACAAAUGUGACACACACAAAUGUGACACACACAAAUGUGACACACACACACACACACACACACACAAAUGUGACACACACACACACACACACACACACGUGUACAUAUAACAUAAGAUCCAGUGGCAUACCCAUGAAAUGACACAUAAAACAGGAGAGUACAUUACCAGCCGGGGGAACAUUGCUUUCCUAGACACUUGUUGUUAUCUCCUUAUUGGUUUCUAAUCAGGAAGUGUGAUUUCUUUUUCAAGCGAAUGCUGCCUCAUCUCUGUAUGAGGGAGAGAUACCUGUUUGAAUGUUCAGCUAAUUUAUGGUAUUCAUUCCAAAACACUGUAUUAUAAAAACACCGGAUGAAAGUUUGUAGACUGCAACAAUAGCCUUUUUUAUGUCUGUAUUUUUUAAAUAUUAUGUUUAACACACUGGGCACAGACGUCAGUUCAGCGUCUAGUUUUGAUUCACAUUUGGUUGAGUUGUCAACUAACAGGUGAAUUUGACAUGAAAUCAACAAAAAGUAAUAAUUAAUAAACACUAUUUAUAAUAAAAA
Oncorhynchus kisutch (coho salmon) is the source of this 1756-nucleotide messenger RNA. It is a transcript of the gene tm4sf1, whose product is annotated as transmembrane 4 L six family member 18. Gene Ontology annotation, cellular component: membrane. The transcript is spliced from 4 exons. The record is from RefSeq and is a predicted model, not a curated record. NCBI's taxonomy places the organism in Eukaryota, Metazoa, Chordata, Actinopteri, Salmoniformes, Salmonidae. Bases 226 to 816 code for a protein of 196 amino acids.